AUGCCGCGGCGGCGAGAGGGGAGGCAGCAGCGAAUAAAUGCUAUUAGAGCCGCCGCCGCCGUCGCUACCGCGCCGCUCGCUCCCGUCCCCGACGCCGCUGCCACCUUCGCCGCAGUCUCCUCCUCGGGUCACUGCCGCCGCGGCCGUUCGGGGUGGGCGCUCCGCGGAGGGAGCAAGCGCCACUUGGGUUAACUAGAGCUCCUCCGGUAGGAGCGUCGCUGCGGCUCCGGAGCCGGGGCCAGAGCGGGGCCCACAGCCCGGCCAGCGGGCAGGCGGCGAGCGAAGCUCGAGGCGCGGGCCGGGCCAGGCGGCGGUUGGCGGCCGGGGAACACCGUCCCGGGCUUGGAGCGCGGAGCGGGCGGGGGGCGGUGUCGCUUGCCCCAGGGCGGCGGGGGGAGGGCGCCCGUGGGGUGAUUCAGCGCUCGGUGGAGCGGAAGGAGGAGGCGGCAGCGCCGCGGCUGCUGCUGCUCGCUAGUGCGGGUGCCGGGCCGGCCCUCGGGAGCCUGGGCCGCCGCUGCUGAGUCGAUCCCUGCGCGUCCUAGCUAGCGGAGCGGGAGUAGCCGGAGGCGGCCCCGGGCGGGCUCGGGCUCGGGCUCCGCAACCAUGGAGAACGCGCACACCAAGACCGUGGAGGAGGUGCUCGGCUACUUCGGUGUCAACGAGAGCACCGGGCUGAGCUUGGAGCAGGUCAAGAAGCUCAAGGAGCGCUGGGGCUCCAACGAAUUGCCAGCAGAAGAAGGGAAAACCUUACUGGAGCUUGUCAUUGAACAGUUUGAAGAUUUAUUAGUUAGAAUUUUACUGCUGGCAGCCUGCAUAUCUUUUGUCCUGGCCUGGUUUGAAGAAGGUGAAGAAACAAUCACUGCAUUUGUUGAGCCUUUUGUGAUUCUACUUAUCUUGGUGGCCAAUGCAAUUGUGGGUGUGUGGCAGGAAAGAAAUGCCGAGAAUGCAAUUGAAGCCCUUAAGGAAUAUGAACCUGAAAUGGGUAAAGUUUAUCGACAGGACAGGAAGAGUGUCCAGCGGAUCAAAGCCAAAGACAUCGUUCCUGGUGAUAUUGUGGAAAUAGCUGUUGGUGACAAAGUUCCUGCUGACAUAAGGUUGACUUCCAUUAAAUCUACCACCUUAAGAGUGGACCAGUCAAUUCUCACAGGUGAAUCUGUCUCUGUUAUUAAACACACGGACCCUGUGCCAGAUCCCCGGGCUGUGAACCAAGAUAAGAAGAAUAUGCUCUUUUCUGGUACAAAUAUUGCUGCUGGAAAAGCCAUGGGAGUGGUGGUCGCCACCGGUGUCAACACUGAAAUUGGCAAAAUCCGUGAUGAAAUGGUAGCAACCGAGCAGGAGAGGACCCCCUUGCAGCAGAAGCUUGAUGAGUUUGGGGAGCAGCUAUCCAAAGUCAUCUCCCUCAUCUGCAUUGCUGUGUGGAUGAUCAACAUUGGGCAUUUCAAUGACCCAGUGCAUGGGGGCUCCUGGAUCCGAGGUGCUAUCUACUACUUCAAGAUUGCAGUUGCCCUGGCCGUCGCAGCCAUUCCCGAGGGCCUGCCCGCCGUCAUCACCACCUGCCUGGCCCUGGGCACCCGCAGAAUGGCCAAAAAGAACGCCAUUGUCAGGAGCCUGCCAUCUGUGGAGACCCUGGGUUGCACCUCAGUCAUCUGCUCUGACAAGACCGGAACUCUAACUACCAACCAGAUGUCUGUGUGUAGGAUGUUUAUUCUGGACCGAGUUGAAGGGGAUAGCUGUUCCUUGAAUGAGUUUACCAUAACUGGAUCAACAUAUGCUCCCAUGGGAGAAGUGCAUAAAGAUGAUAAACCAGUGAAAUGCCAUCAGUAUGAUGGUCUUGUAGAAUUGGCCACAAUCUGUGCCCUUUGCAAUGACUCUGCUUUGGACUACAAUGAGGCAAAAGGAGUAUAUGAAAAAGUUGGGGAAGCUACAGAGACAGCCCUCACUUGUCUGGUCGAGAAGAUGAACGUCUUUGACACGGAGCUCAAAGGCCUCUCCAGGAUUGAACGUGCCAAUGCCUGUAACUCGGUUAUAAAACAGCUGAUGAAGAAAGAAUUCACCCUCGAAUUUUCCAGAGAUAGAAAAUCAAUGUCUGUGUAUUGUACGCCAAAUAAACCAAGCCGGACAUCAAUGAGCAAGAUGUUUGUUAAGGCAACCCCUGAAGGUGUCAUUGACAGGUGUACACACAUUCGUGUUGGGAGUACCAAAGUGCCCAUGACCCCUGGGGUCAAGCAGAAGAUCAUGACAGUCAUUAGGGAAUGGGGCACUGGCAGAGAUACCCUGCGCUGCUUAGCGCUGGCCACUCAUGACAAUCCUCCCAGAAGAGAAGACAUGAAUCUGGAGGACUCGGCCAACUUUAUUAAAUAUGAGACCAAUCUGACUUUUGUUGGCUGUGUGGGCAUGCUUGACCCUCCAAGAACUGAAGUGGCCUCAUCGAUAAAACUCUGUCGGCAAGCUGGCAUCCGAGUCAUCAUGAUCACUGGCGACAACAAGGGCACAGCCGUGGCCAUCUGUCGUCGGAUCGGCAUCUUUGGGAAUGAGGAAGAUGUCACUGCCAAGGCUUUCACAGGUCGAGAGUUUGAUGAGCUGAAUCCUUCUGCCCAGAGGGACGCCUGCCUCAAUGCUCGCUGCUUUGCAAGAGUGGAGCCCUCCCACAAAUCCAAGAUCGUAGAAUUUCUGCAGUCUUUUGAUGAGAUUACAGCUAUGACUGGGGACGGCGUCAAUGAUGCUCCAGCUUUGAAGAAAUCCGAGAUUGGUAUUGCCAUGGGCUCUGGGACUGCAGUGGCAAAAACUGCUUCAGAGAUGGUGCUGGCAGAUGACAACUUCUCGACCAUCGUGGCAGCCGUCGAGGAAGGACGCGCCAUCUACAACAACAUGAAGCAGUUCAUUCGCUACCUCAUCUCUUCCAAUGUGGGGGAAGUCGUGUGUAUUUUCCUGACUGCUGCUCUAGGUUUUCCUGAGGCUCUAAUCCCUGUCCAGCUUUUAUGGGUAAAUCUGGUGACAGACGGCCUUCCAGCCACAGCUUUGGGAUUCAAUCCCCCUGACUUGGACAUCAUGAACAAGCCUCCCCGAAAUCCCAAAGAGCCCCUCAUCAGCGGUUGGCUCUUCUUCCGCUACCUGGCCAUCGGAUGUUACGUCGGAGCUGCGACGGUGGGGGCGGCUGCGUGGUGGUUCAUUGCUGCUGAUGGCGGUCCAAGGAUUACCUUCUACCAGCUGAGUCACUUCCUGCAGUGUAAAGAGGAUAACCCGGACUUUGAGGGGGUGGACUGUGCCAUCUUCGAGUCCCCGUACCCCAUGACCAUGGCGCUCUCCGUGCUGGUGACAAUCGAGAUGUGCAAUGCUCUCAACAGCUUAUCGGAAAACCAGUCCCUCCUGAGGAUGCCACCUUGGGAGAACAUCUGGCUGGUGGGCUCCAUCUGCCUCUCCAUGUCCCUCCACUUCCUGAUCCUCUACGUCGAGCCCCUGCCGCUCAUCUUCCAGAUCACGCCUCUGAACGUGACCCAGUGGCUCAUGGUGCUCAAGAUCUCGCUGCCCGUGAUCCUCAUGGACGAGACGCUGAAAUUUGUGGCCCGAAACUACCUGGAACCUGGUAAAGAGUGUGUGCAGCCCACCGCCAAACCGUGUUCUUUCCCAGCCUGCACCGAAGGGAUUUCCUGGCCGUUUGUGCUGAUCAUUAUGCCCCUGGUUAUCUGGCUUUAUAGCACAGACACUAACUUUAGUGACAUGUUCUGGUCUUGACUGUUGUAGUUUUACCUAAAAGAUGUUUAACUUAAUCAAUUAAUUUUUUUUUAUUGUUUAAAGCAACUGUCUAUUUCUGCUGAAUUUUCCCAUGAACAUGUUUGCUGGUGAAGGAGGUUUCAUACUCUAGGUUUCGUUUUGCUUUUUCUGACUCCAGUGGGGCAAGAUUUUCCUUUUUUAUACACAUAAUUAAAGUGUCCAUUGACAUGUACAGAGAACUAACACUAUUUUAUGCAAAUAUUUUUUUGUAGAUGAAAAAGCAUGUACAGUGUUCUGUCUCAUAGUCUCAUCCUUGUAUAAAGAAAUCGUUGAGCCAGCAGACAUUGUCAGCAAAUUAAUUGGCGGCAGAUUUUAGGGAAUGAAUGUGUGUGGUUUUUUCUAAAACUAAGUAGCAUGUAUUGUCUUCUGCAUGAUCACCUGGAUUUAAUUUGAUGUCACAGUCUAAUUUUUUUAUUCAUAAGCCAAUUUUUCUGCACUGAGCAGAGUACCUGCUACCUCAGUCAGUAUUUUUUGGUUUGCCGCCCUGCCCGCCCCUCACCGUCCGCACCCCCUCCCCCGCUCCCUCCUGGCUUCUUGGCUCUCGGAUGCCGAUGGUUUUGUUUACACCCGUCUCCAUGAGAGGUAGGCCUAUUCUCGCUUGUGCAGAAAACAUUGUUCCAGAUUCAAUCUCCUGGACUCAUUUCCCCCACGUAGUUUUUAAGGUUAUUUAUUUAAAUGUCUAAUGUAUUUUCUUGUAACAGACAUUGUUUUGCCAAUGUUGCCCACUUCAGCGGCACUUCAUCUAGUUUUAAAAGAAAUAAAUAAAACCUUUUAAAUGGACAGAGGAAAAGACCGGUCUCGUUUGAACUGAAGUGGCUUCGGCCGAGUUGGGACUCUAUUGGUCAGAUCAAGUCUAUUCGGUUUUCCUGCAAGGCCUUAGAGCAGAGCCUUGCUAUGGUGAUGGAGAGAGGCCGAUGCCUAGCCCAGGGAGGACGUGGGAGGGCCCGAGCGGGGUUCUGCCGGUUCUGCUCGGUGCCGGUCCGAGCCCGAUCGAGACGGAACGUCGGCUCCGGUGGUGGGCGGGGGGGUGUGCGUGUACGCGUGGGUGUGUUUUGUACAAUCUGUAAAUAGCACCUGACCAAAUGGACGUAUUGUAUAGAGCGAUUUAUGUACCGUGACACUAACCACCACCUCCUUAUUACGGCCCGUGUUUGCGCAUGUUUUCAAGUUCAGUCCGAUUCCGACAGCAUUUAAGUCAUUAACUGUCCUAACUGUGGUGUUUCUCUCCAAUGCCUUCCAACAUUCAUCAACUAAAGUGAGUAUUUUUCAUUGUUAACCAGGGGUGACUUUGCUUUAAAAGCCUGCCGCGCUCUGGGCCGGGCGGCCUCAGAGGGCAGCCGGGCCGCAGGCCGAGCGCCCACAGUGUCGCUCCUGAAUCAGCAGCUCUUAGACGUGUUACUGUGGGGAGUCGCGCUCGGCGGCUCAGCUGUCUGCGUGUGGUCCUUGUUGAGGAGGGAGAGGAGGCUCCCUGGGCUGGGUCUGGGGUGGUCCAGGAAGAGCCUCUCUCCUGGCAGCCUUCGGUCAGAGAAGAUGCUUAAAUGGGACCCAUUCCUGUGUCUGCUAUGCGGGGGAGGGGGCAUCCCAUUAUAGAGGGAGGGUCUUCUAGGUAAUGGACUGGAACACUUCAGGGGAAACCUAAAUUCCAGGAGGUGGUCCUGGGCUGCUUCUCACCCCCUGAACGAGUUUCUGCCCUUUCAGUCUGGGCUUUCCUGCCAGGCCCUCCUUCAGGGGGUGAGCCAUAGGGGCCCCUCCUCAGGACAGCAGGGGGCACCCUCGAGGCCCCUAAAGGUGGCCCAGUGUCUUUGGCCAAGGAAACCGGGUCGCCCAGCAUGUGUUCGUCACGGACCCUGUUGGUGCUCCUUGCAUCCGCUAAGGAUGGCUGACCCUCGGUCGGGUGUCCAGCUCACGGCGUCUUCCUUGUGGCCUUGGCCACCUGCCCGCGUCCCCUGCUUUGCAGCUGGCUACAGCCACGAUGCGCUGCAGGUGCCGUGGGGUCCGGGGAGGAACCCUGGAGGCCAGGCGCGUCUCCUCGGGCUCCGCCACCCUGGCCUUGCCCGCCGGAGCCCGCAGCCUGUGGCUGGGGUCGGGCCCUGGCGCUAGCUUAGAAUAACACGGAAAGGGCCAGAGAGGGAGAAGCCGGGUUUGACCUGAUCCCCGUGGGAGGAAGAGCUCGGUCUGGCGGAGGCAGGUGCCCGAGCAGGAGCCCCCGGCCCCCGGCUGCCCUCUGGGUGACGGUGAAGGCCCGCAGCGUCUCUAGGCGGGGGCGGGUGGGCAAGCGCUUGCCUUCCCUGCUCACUGCUGAUGUGCACGUCUAACCGUGAACUCUCCUCCUUCCUGUGUGCUCGUUUCACCUCCACUAACAUCUCUUGGGACGCGUUUCCUGACUGCAUGGAGCCUGGGGCCGGCUCCCUCGUGGGCUCUGGGCAGGGCCAGGCCGCCUCGUCUCUCUCUGUCACUGUUGGUCUCUCGUCCUAUUUUUGUCGUAGGAGUAACUUCUUCCUCCCCAUUUUCCUACCAGGCUGAUUUCCUCUCUCUUUCCUUUUCAGCCGUACUGGAGUAACCCGCUUCCUAAGCCAUUUUGCAGAAGUGUGAGGUUGUGUUGUUGCGUGCAUGUGCGUUUUUUAGCAACAUCUACCAGCCCUCUGCAUGUGUGAUGUUGGAAAAAAACCAAAAAAAGGAAAAAAAAAUCCCCUCGAGUUCUUGUGUGUGAUGUGGAGGACCCGCGUUACCGCCGGGGGUUCACUUUUAAACAUGAAAUAGUCAUUUACAAACGUGCAAUAUAGCUUAACAGACCCCAAAGCCCGCCAAGGGAGUUUGGUUCUUGCUUGUACGGAGAUUCGGUUCUGGGAAAACUUCAGCCGCCAAGAAUUAGGAAGGAAGGAAGGACGGACGAGGCAGCCGAGUUUCCAUCCGCCUCCCGGGCUCCAUCAUGUACAAAUCCUCGACUGUAAUGCAUGCGUUGUGUUGGAGUAGCCGCCCGCGUCCUCGAGAAGCAGAUGUGCCGCGCUUCCAUCCGCUCCCGGGACCUCCCCGCGUCGGACGACAGCUCUGGCCUGCCACCGUGCAACUUGAUCCAAGCGGGGGGCGAUGCGGGCGCAAUAAGACAAAUAGCGGGCUGGACGCGAGUCAGCCUGGACACGAGCAUGUGACUUACGUUAGCCUGUAAAUAAAGACGAGUUGUGUCUGUCUGUGCUGAGAGCAAUGAGCAUCGCAGCCAGUAUGGUUUCAGGUAAAUAAAUUUAUUCUACAAUACAA
Monodelphis domestica (gray short-tailed opossum) is the source of this 7026-nucleotide messenger RNA. Lineage: Eukaryota; Metazoa; Chordata; Mammalia; Didelphimorphia; Didelphidae. The record is from RefSeq and is a predicted model, not a curated record.